GAUAGAAAACUUCAUAAUCAACUGUUUUCAACUACUACAUCAUCAUUAUGUUAGCGAUAUCUCCUCCUAUGUUUUCAACAAUUGGAUGGCCCUUUGAAGAGUCUUUAAGUCAUAACCAGCAUCAGAAUCAAUUAUUUAAUUUUCAUGAUCAAGUUGAGGCAGAAAUUAAUUCAACAGAUCCCUCACAAUCCACAAGCAGUGACCUUAGCAUGGUCAAGAAGCUUGUUCAUAAUGCUAGCGAACGCGAUCGCCGCAAGAAGAUCAAUAAUUUGUAUUCUUCACUUCGUUCACUUCUUCCUAUUUCUGACCAAAUGAAAAAGUUGAGCAUUCCAGCAACAAUUUCAAGAGUCCUAAAAUACAUACCAGAAAUACAGAAACAUGUGGAAGGACUAGUUAAGAGAAAAGAAGAGAUCUUAUUGAGACUUUCUCCACAAGUAAAUGAAGUUAAUAUAACGAAAGAAUCUCAAAAGAAGAAACAUAGUUACAACUCUGGUUUUGUAGUUUCAACAAGUUGGCUAAAUGAUAGUGAAGUUGCUAUUCAGAUUUCAUGUUACACUGUCCACAAGAUUCCACUUUCUGAGAUUUUGCUAUGUUUAGAAAAUGAUGGAAUUUUGUUGCUAAAUGUUUCUUCGUCGCAAACCUUUGGAGAGAGGAUCUUCUACAAUUUACAUUUUCAGGUGGAUAGAAUCCAAAGAUUAGAAUCCGAUAUUUUAAAUGAGAAGCUGUUAUCGAUAAUGGAAAGGAAGGAGAGUUUUCAAAACAAUAAAAAUUAAUUACAUUGAUUUGAUAUGUGGGUUUUGCUUAUACAAUUAUGCAAAUGUUGGAAGCAUGAAUUGUAGUUUUGCAAGGUUUCUCAAGUGUAAUUUUAGGUUAAUUCCUUGUGGAAUGGUCAACAAAUUAUAUA
This is a messenger RNA of Medicago truncatula (barrel medic), 904 nucleotides long. Its product is annotated as transcription factor ORG2. The transcript is spliced from 3 exons. Bases 48 to 773 code for a protein of 241 amino acids. Gene Ontology annotation, molecular function: DNA-binding transcription factor activity, RNA polymerase II-specific; RNA polymerase II transcription regulatory region sequence-specific DNA binding; protein dimerization activity. NCBI's taxonomy places the organism in Eukaryota, Viridiplantae, Streptophyta, Magnoliopsida, Fabales, Fabaceae. The record is from RefSeq and is a predicted model, not a curated record. Gene Ontology annotation, cellular component: RNA polymerase II transcription regulator complex. Gene Ontology annotation, biological process: regulation of transcription by RNA polymerase II.